UCACAUCCCAGCCCUUCCUCCCCAAGGGUUAACAGUCCUCAAUCAUGUCGUACGAUCCACGGGAGCAUUUCCAGCAGAUCCAGCGGACGCUGCAGCAGCGGAGCGGGCGAGGCUUCCAAGGUGUGCCGGGAGGCGGCGGUGCCGCAGGAAGAGGUCUUCUCGCAUUGAUCGGAGUCGGUGUCGCUGGAGUGGUCAUCUCAAAUUCCAUAUUCAAUGUUGACGGUGGUCAUCGCGCCAUCAAGUAUACCAGAAUAGGCGGAGUGUCGAAGGAGAUCUACAACGAAGGGACCCAUCUGCGUAUACCUUGGUUCGAGACACCAAUCGACUACGAUGUGCGAGCGAAGCCGCGAAAUGUGGCAUCUUUGACGGGCACCAAAGAUCUCCAGAUGGUCAACAUAACAUGCCGUGUCCUGUCCAAGCCUCGAAUCGAUGCGUUGCCUCAAAUAUAUCGCACUUUGGGCACCGAUUACGAUGAACGUGUUCUGCCAUCGAUUGUGAACGAAGUCCUCAAAAGCGUCGUGGCGCAAUUCAAUGCAAGCCAGCUCAUCACGCAGCGAGAGAACGUGGCAAGAUUAGUCAGAGACAAUCUCACCAGAAGAGCCGCUCGGUUCAACAUCUUGCUUGAUGACGUGUCUUUGACACAUCUCUCGUUCUCGCCCGAAUUCACUGCCGCGGUUGAGGCUAAGCAGGUUGCUCAGCAGGAAGCGCAGAGAGCGGCCUUCCUGGUCGACAAAGCAAGACAAGAAAAGCAGGCGACCAUGGUCCGCGCUCAGGGUGAAGCCCGCUCUGCCGAACUGAUUGGUGAUGCGAUCAAGAAGAGUCGAAGUUAUGUUGAACUCAGGCAAAUCGAGAAUGCUCGAAACAUUGCUGCCAUUUUGCAGGAGUCUGGCGGCAAGAACAAAUUAUACCUCGAUGCUCAAGGUCUCGGGCUUAAUGUCAACGCCGGCGAAGAUUCAGCUAAGAAAUAG
This is a messenger RNA of Exophiala dermatitidis NIH/UT8656, 968 nucleotides long. RefSeq lists its product as uncharacterized. Gene Ontology annotation, cellular component: membrane; mitochondrion. NCBI's taxonomy places the organism in Eukaryota, Fungi, Ascomycota, Eurotiomycetes, Chaetothyriales, Herpotrichiellaceae. The record is from RefSeq and is a predicted model, not a curated record. Bases 45 to 968 code for a protein of 307 amino acids. Gene Ontology annotation, biological process: mitochondrion organization. The transcript has 3 exons.